Helianthus annuus (common sunflower) is the source of this 1041-nucleotide messenger RNA. RefSeq names its product DNA repair RAD52-like protein 1, mitochondrial. The record is from RefSeq and is a predicted model, not a curated record. The transcript has 4 exons. Gene Ontology annotation, biological process: double-strand break repair via homologous recombination. Lineage: Eukaryota; Viridiplantae; Streptophyta; Magnoliopsida; Asterales; Asteraceae. Gene Ontology annotation, molecular function: DNA binding. The coding region runs from base 77 to 637 and encodes 186 amino acids.
UCCUGACAACCAGCUGAAAAACUGCUUUGAAAACCCUGGAAGCAAAGCAAGCAAAGGGGUUUUGAUUCCUAAAACAAUGGCGUUCUGUCUACUGAAAUCACUGACUCGAAAAUCAUCACUACCGACAGCACUACGGUUGAGAUCACCGGAGCUAAUAGGAACAUUCUGCAUUCAAACUCUACCGUAUUCUACUAAAAGAGUGAAAAAAGAAGAAACAGUGACCGCCGAUGAGAUAACCGCUUACGGCGUUCCGUUAAGCCGUCCGAUUUCGGAAAUUCUGAAAGAAUUGAACAAGAAAGUUCCGGAUUCUCUUAUCAGAACUCGAACGGAAUCCGAUGGAUUCACUCUCAAACACUUGCCUUGGCAUAUAGUGAACAGGAUUAUGAAUUUGCAUGCUCCAGAAUGGUCUGGAGAAGUGCGAAGUAUUACUUAUUCAGCAGAUGGGAAAUAUGUGACUGUUACUUAUCGAGUAACAAUCUAUGGUACUGAUGCAGAGUUAUUUAGGGAGUCGACUGGAACUUCAUCGGUUAACGAGUCAGGAUAUGGUGAUCCGGUGCAGAGGGCAGAAGCCAUGGCAUUUCGUCGAGCUUGUGCUCGGUUUGGUCUCGGGCUUCAUCUGUAUCAUGAAGAACUGUAGCCCCGUUAAGAUUUGAUGGUAACAUGUAGGUAACCUUUGUGCUGUGGCAGCAGGUGUUAUGCUUUGACCCAAUUUUUGCUUCUUACUUUUGGGGUUAAAGACAUGAUUAUUGAUACAGGCUUUUGAGGGCUAUCAACUGCCCUGCACUAUUUUAAACUUUGAAGGGUACCAAUGAUCACAAUUUGUACCACAAUUGACCAACACCAUGUAUUUGGUUUGUUCAUAACCAACCACAAAGCUGUAUAUGGUUUGUUCAUAACCGACCACAUAACUAAAGGAAGUGGUUUGAGAUUUACACGGGUCGGUUUGCGGUUCGGUUUUGGCGGUUUAACGGUCCAGCAAGCACUUUUGACCUUUGUACUUGGAACCGGACGUGUAAACUAAACCGAUUUUGUUUAUUUUUA